Molecule: messenger RNA, 1734 nt
Organism: Cloeon dipterum
Lineage: Eukaryota; Metazoa; Arthropoda; Insecta; Ephemeroptera; Baetidae
Gene: Pect
Product: phosphoethanolamine cytidylyltransferase
Exons: 4
Coding region: 153-1295 (380 amino acids)
Biological process (GO): phosphatidylethanolamine biosynthetic process
Cellular component (GO): cytoplasm
Molecular function (GO): ethanolamine-phosphate cytidylyltransferase activity
Source: RefSeq, a predicted model, not a curated record
ACGACUUGACGAGUCGAGCCUCGAGCCAGCCGAGCGAUUGAACUGCAGCACGAGUGACCGGCGACGGAUGCAUGCAAAUUGCUCAAUCGGCGCCUAUAAGUAAUCGGUGUUGUGUGCGUAAAGAGCCAGACCGCUGGUAGCCGAAGGCGAGCAUGGAAGCGGAAAAGAAGAAGCAGAUCCGCGUGUGGUGCGACGGAUGUUACGACAUGGUGCACUUUGGGCACGCUAACUCGCUGCGUCAGGCGAAGGCCUUGGGCGCUUACCUGAUUGUCGGCGUGCACACGGACGAGGAGAUCACCAAGCACAAGGGUCCGCCCGUAUACACCGAGGAGGAGCGCUACAAGAUGGUGCGAGCCAUCAAGUGGGUGGACGAAGUGGUCGAAGGCGCACCCUACGUCACCACCCUCGAGACCCUUGACAAAUACAACUGCGACUUUUGCGUUCACGGUGACGACACCACUAUGACCGCUGAUGGUGUCGACACGUACCAUUUGGUCAAAGAGGCUGGAAGGUACAAGGAAGUAAAACGGACAGCUGGAGUUUCGACAACCGAUCUGGUUGGUCGAAUGCUCCUCAUGACGCGGCAGCACUUUUACCGAGGGCAGCGGGAGUAUGAGGUGGGCAAGGAAGGCUCCAGUACCAUGGGCCAAGACUCGGCUGCUAGGAGCCCCUGGACCGGCUGCUCCCAGUUCUUGCCAACCACGCAGAAAAUCAUCCAAUUCAGCGAAGGCAAAGAGCCGAAGGUUCAUGCCUUAACUGCAACUGAAAUGCUUAGUUCAAUUGUGGCCUAUCAUCCCCAGCCUGGUGACAGAAUCGUCUACGUUGCUGGUGCCUUCGAUCUUUUCCACGUGGGCCAUCUCGAUUUUCUCGAGAAGGCCAGAGCAGAGGGCGAUUUCCUGAUCGUCGGCCUGCACACCGAUCCCGUCGUCAACAGCUACAAGGGCAAGAACUACCCGAUAAUGAAUCUCCAUGAACGUGUGCUCAGUGUGCUUGCAUGCAAGUACGUUUCUGAGGUGGUGAUAGGUGCUCCGUAUGUGGUAUCUGCUGAUCUUAUGGACCAUUUUAAAAUUGACAUCGUUUGCCAUGGAAACACACCAAUUCAACCUGACAGCGAAACGGGUGAGGAUGCAUACGGAAUACCGAAAAAGAGAGGCUGUUUCAAGUUUCUUGACUCAAGCAAUCAGAUGACCACUGAGAAGAUAGUCGAGCGAAUCAUUCAGCACAGGCAAGCAAACCGCGCCCAUCCCUCGCAUGUCAGUCUAAUUCAUUUUUCUUUUCGUCAGGUUGGAAUUUGAAACUCGCAACCAGAAAAAGGAGCUGAAGGAAAUUGCGGCGUUUGAGGCAAUGAAGAAGAGCCAAUUGCUGAACGGUGAAGCGUAAAUCAAAUCAAUGAGCCAAUUGUCAACAUUCACAUGGACCUGAUACUGAUCUCCACUCCUGAUUUAUCUGUCCGCAUUGUUUGAAGGUGGAUAUAUAUAUUGUCAUUCGAGACAAAAUGUGAUCGCCUAGUGCCAUUAUAGCACUGAACUUUUCCAACUUGCUUUCUUUUACACAGUUUUGCGAGGCCAAAGAUUGAUAUUUUUCAUAAUCAUAAAUGCAAUGUCUCAACUUUAGUUGAUAUAAUUAUGUUCACCUUGUCAUUUCCUUUAACAGCAAAGUUAUAAAUUUUAAUUCUUAUUGGAUUUAUUGUAAAUUUCGGGACCUUGUUGACAAAAAUAAACUUGUUCAAAUCAA